AUGGCCACAUCGAUAUCGAGCGACCACAAGCAGCUUGAUUAUCAUGUCAUAUGUGCGAGGAUCUUUCUAUUGGUUAGAGAUGAUGCGUCGGUGUCGAUUAAGGUGUUGCAAGAAGCAACGGAUGCGACAUAUGGUUUCAGGCCCAGUUAUCGGAAGGUGUGGUUGGCGAAGCAGAAGGCAGUAGCACAGAUCUAUGGCGACUGGAAGGAGUCAUAUGGGGAUCUGCCCCGCUGGAUCCUUGGGAUCACAUCCACCAUGGAUGGUUCUGUUGCUCUGCUGAAGACCUCCCCAGUUAGAGUGGGAUGGAAACUCGAAUAUAUUGCCUAUUGCAUUUGCACUCGUGGAGGGGGAAAUGCAGAGUCUUGGUCAUACUUUAUAACCAAUCUUAGAAGACAUGUUACUCCACAGCAAGGUAUUCUUGAGAUUUCUGAUAGACACAACGGCAUCAAGGAUGCACUGGAGUCCCUAGAUAGUGGUUGGCGACCUCCCCAUACUUAUCGGGCCUUCUGUAUUCGGCAUGUUGCUACAAAUUUUGCCCUUACUUUAAAAAGGCAGGAUGCGAGGAGGUGGCUGGUAAAUGCCGCUUAUGCAAAGACGGAAGCAGAAUUUGACUAUUGGUUUGAUAUAAUGAGGACAGAGAACCCGGCCAUGUGUGAUUGGGCAAACAGGAUGGAGUAUGAGAGGUGGACACAGCACAAGAAUGGGGGGAGACGAUAUGGUCACAUGACGACCAACAUUUCUGAGUGUGUGAACUCUAUUUUGAAGGGCACAAGAAAUAUACCAAUGACGUCCUUGGUGAAGUCAACCUAUCUCUGGCUAGCUGAGUUGUUUGUUGUCCGGGGGCAGACGGCAGAGGCAUAG
This is a messenger RNA of Arachis duranensis, 861 nucleotides long. RefSeq lists its product as uncharacterized. The record is from RefSeq and is a predicted model, not a curated record. Bases 1 to 861 code for a protein of 286 amino acids. NCBI's taxonomy places the organism in Eukaryota, Viridiplantae, Streptophyta, Magnoliopsida, Fabales, Fabaceae. The transcript is spliced from 2 exons.